CGUUAUUUUUGACGGAUCAAGUGUGAUGAUUUUAAUAUUCGCUGCUUUUCGAGCGUUUCCGAUGUAAAAUUGGUCCUUGUUAUGAUGGAAUCACUGUGCACGUAGGAAACAUGUUACGUUACUCGCAAAUGGACACACUUAUUCUGCCAAUGUGAUGUGAUUUUUAUCAUCUUAUGAGUAAACCGUGUAUUUUCAUGAGAAAUGGCGUCAAGUUACGGACAUAGUUCAAGAAACUCAUCGAGUAGUUCAGCUCACAGUUACAAAGGAUCCUCAAAUACACCAGAGAUUUUACCUGUUGGACAAUACAAUUCUAAGAAGGCCAAGCUUUGUGCUUCAAUACGAUGGUUAGUAUGUAAAGCAUACAGCAGCUCUACCAUACCACCAGACAUCAGAACACCAUUCUUCAAAGAUAAAGAGGGUGAGGAUCACCUUCGUCCAGCAGUCAUCUACCAGCUAUCAUCAGGAGAGUUGUACAGUCGAGCAUGUGCCAGUAUCUUCCCUCCCUCAGUUCAUCAAUGGCAGGGACAUUGGAGUGUCAUACAAGGACUAGCAAGACGAGGGAUUUACGUGACGGACGACAAACGGAUCCCAGUGACUGAAGCCGUCCUGACUCAGACGCAAAGAAUCAAAUUGAAUGCUCAUCUAGCUGUAAUGGAUGCCAUCAUGACGGCAUUCACUGGAGAAGUAGUCAAUAUAGAGAAGAUCGUGCAAGCUGUCAGGCGUAUUACGACCUUCAAUGCAUCCAGUGAGUUGCCCUUCGACCUCGAGAAUGCCCUGAUCUUCUGGGUGAAUAAAGUAUGUACAGCUGAGAUUUACCGGAUGGAAAGAGAACGACGGAGUCAGCAGGAACAGCAAUCACAGGCUCAAGUACAGAAGGUUCGUAUGAGACGUCAACAGCUUCAACCCAAGGAGCCUCCGUGUGUUCCAACCAUUAAGAAUGUUACUAAAGAUAUAUCAGAUGGUCGGUGUUUAUGUCUGCUGAUCCAUCAUUACUGUCCGCAUCUCUUCUCACUGGACGAUGUCGACCUUCGUGAAAGUGUCUCGUUUGCUGAAUCAGUCCACAACUUGGAGCAAAUAGAAGCGUUUUUGGAAAAGAAUCUUCCCGAUACGCACCAUUUCACGUUUGAGGACCUCUUAUAUUCCCCAGAGGUCCUAAGAGUCAACAUUCUCGCUCUCUUCUCUGAACUCUUUCAUUAUUUUGAGGUCGAGAGACCUCCACAUCUAGAUUACAAUCAGGAACAAGGACAAAAAGUUCCAGCCACACCCGAAGGAAGGUCGAGGGUACAGCAGCUACCUCCCCUGCCAAUCAGCUCAGCGACCAAGAAGAGUUUCCAAAGUGAGUCUCCGUAUGCAAGGUCUGAACUCCGCAGUGCUGCUAGUAACCCUGAGGUCAAUCGUAUCAACUCAGGAACUCCGCAGAGAUCCCACUCACUGCUAAUCCAGCGUGACAGAAAGCAAAGAGAAGGCGCCGUUUCUGACCAAGACGACCUUGCUAGUAUAAGACGGGCGAGCUCUCUGGAGAAUCUAGAAGCUAAACAGUCCAUACUGGCUUGGCAAGGUCAUGAUGAAUCCAGGGAUAGAUCGCAGUCUAUGAGAGACAGCAACACCAGCAGCCUUCUGGCAAAUGUCAGCAUUGACAGUGAUCUCAACGACAGCCAAAGCUUCUCAGAACUAAACUCUCUCUCCAAUCGAAAUGGACGCUUACCCAAAGUGAACGAUCACGACCAACAGUCAUCAUCUCACUUUGAGAACGAAGAUGACCUGGAGGUUGAGAGUUUGACGUCUGCGUUGUCUCGGAUCUCACAGCGGAGUGAGAAGCCGGUAGCCCGUAAAGUGAAUGAGGAGUUAGAACAAAGAGCAUCCACGGAGGAAAAUGGCCGUCUGACUGAUCCAGAGUUUACAGUGACGCCUCUGAGUAGUAUGUCGUCGAAGGAUAGUAGCGAUUGGAAUAGAAAUGGCCAAUCAGACUCGCGGCGAGGAAAUGGCAACCAUUCACUUUUGAGGAAUGAAACAUUCAGAACAGCCAAUAAUAGAGAGUUUGAGCAGUCUGUCGAGCAGGAGGUGCUAAACAGUUCUGUGACACCCUCCAGGAGACGUUUGAAACUUGAUAUUCAGCCGGUUGAAAUGAAACGGACUGAGAGACUCCUACCUGCUGUUGUCAAACCUCUUAAGGAGAAGUCAAACAGCAUAAAUAAGAAAGAAGAAAGCGGGGAGGGUCGGCGGACUGGCCGUAACCCUCGAGAGGACCACCAUGGGAGGUUGCCAGAUGCUAACGGAGGUGGCAUGACAACCUGGUCACAGAAGCAAGGAGGUCCGGAUCAGGAGUCGCCAGAAAGUCUCGAUGCUACAACCCCACUGAGUGGUGAGAGUAUUGCAGAUUCCCUUGCUGGGGAUUACGCACAGCAGCAGCAGCGUUUUGCCUGGCAGAAGCCAAGACCUGCCUUUGCACCACAGGGCAAUCCCACUCCUGACACCAACUCUCAAGAGCCGCAUGUCACUCAGGCUAAGCAUGGGGAAGCCUUCUUCAUCCACACUCACCUUCUUCAGCCUGAGCAAUCAGUAGACAGUAGUUCUCUUACUAGGACUGGUACCGGUAGUAGCUUUACUGUCUCUGACAAACAGCACACAGCAUCUACGGCUUUUGAAGCCGGCAUUCCAGUCGUCUCUUCUUUAGCUGAGCUUCAGGGGAUGGAGGAUGAGGACGAAGAAUCCUACAACCGCCAAGCAAGCCCCCGCCAUUCCUCCGCUCACCCUAACUUGCAUGCUGCACCUUCACAAAAUCCUAAUUCAGCUUCUCACCCUACCGAAAGGUUUUCAAGCAACCCACACCCCUAUCCUCAUUCUUCCCCAAGAACGCAUGAUCAAUCCAAUCCACAUGUGCAUGAAACCGCUUUCAAACCUAACGCUUUGCAUUCAGGUGGUGACGGGCACGGCAUAUCCUUUUCGGAUUCCCCAAGGGUGCCUAACGCAGGUAUGGUAACUUCCAAUGAUAACAUUCCCCAACCCUCAAGCAUGGAGACAGAGUCCUCUAAAUUGCAUGCAGACGAGACACAGAAGGAAUCAGGCGAUGGUGUCCCCAAACCAGUCUUAAUGACCUUUGACACCAACCUGAGCCCUAACAAAGUGUCAACCUCUAUCUCAGAACUAGAAUUAAAAUCUACCUCCUCACUUGCCAAUGCUGAUCAAGAUAAUCUCACUGAAGAAAAAGAGACUGAGAAAUUAGAGCCCUCCCUCCUGUUGGACACUAAUCUGACUAUUGACAAAUUAGAGCCUAGUGCGAUUCCUAAUAGCUCAUUAGUUAUGCAUUCAAAAGCAGACUUAACUCCUUCUAAUCAGCCAAUCAUAGUAGAGAACUCAUGCAUGCCAUUAGAUUCAGCCAAUCAUGAGCUUGACAACCAGGUGCUUACCACCUGGGGUGCUAACUCAAAACAAACUCCUUUGUGUGGCAUUAACACAGGUGGUGGGAACCCUAGCCAGCAUAACAAUCAGUCCGGCCUUGGCGAAUUCUCCCAACUCCGGGCCAAGCUGGAAGAGAAGCGACGCUUCAUGGACUCUGAUAAACGCAAGUUGGAGCGUCAGUGGAGUAAACAAAGGCAGCGUAUUGGAAAAGCUGCCUUCAUGCAGGUCCUAGCCAAUCAGAAGAAGCCGAGAGACAAUGCUAUUGAAGAUCAACCAAUCGCGGCUGAGGAAUUUCGUGGUGAAAAACCGAAAGACCUUUACUCGAGAGAAGAGAUCGAAAGUUCAAUCGCGAAAUCCAGAUUUAACCAUUCUCAACAAGAAGGCAAAAUAACCUUUGCCGAUCUCGGCUCGAAUAAAGAGAAACUUGUCCCAAGCCAAUCGGGAGACAGCCCCCGAAUUCAGAAGCCUGCUCCGACGCCCCAACCCGUUGAGGUUUUACCCCUUCGGCCUGAGUCGCCCCAGAGUAUCCCAGACAUUCCUACUGGUAAAGCCAGCCCGGGCUCAAGCUCGGGAUCACAUUCACCGCAUAUGACUUCAGAUGAGUACAACAACUCUCUAGAGAAACUCAACGCCAAUCUAUCCCAAUUGCAGAAUGAAAUCCAGAGGUUAUCGUUGCGUCAGGAGCAGAUGCGAAGCGUCAUGGAGUCUCCUCGACCCCCAAGUGAGCGAAGCAUCUCCCCACAACAAGCCCCUCCAGUAGACUCUAAGCCAUUCGUUUUACACUCCGGUAGUGAAGUGCCUCCUGAACCCUCUGGCUUUUACUUAUCACAAGCCGACAAAGAACCUGAAUCAUUCGUCCUUCAUGAGAAUCCCCUCUAUGAUAUGGCCGGAGCGGAGAUCCCAAGCCCUCGUCCCGCAGAUAUCCCAAGCCCUCGCCCCGCAGACGCCCAAAGCCCUCGUCCCGUUGGCCCAGUACAAAGGCUACCUCCCCAACAAGGGUUAGGAUCAAUCACAAGAUCCAUCGACCAAUCUCAAGUUAUAAAAUCUCCCUACCCGGCCAAUCAAGUCCCGUCCAAACAACCAGACAACACGUACAUCAUACCCCCAUCCCAACCAUCCCCAAUCAAAAACAACAUUGAAAUCUCAAAAAAUGACACCCCGCAGAAUCAAACCAAGAUCUUAGCAUCCACUCCGGCCAAUGAGCAGCCGCGAAAUGCCGACUCAUUGACCAAUCAGCAUCAACCACCCCUCCCAACUGUGGCAAGUUUAUCCAAUCAGAUGGCAGAAAUAUCCAAAAUUGAGAAAUCCCCUGACUCACCGGAUGCCCCCAAAGUACAAAAAAGGCAGAGGAAUCGUAAAGAUUCAAGUUCAUCGACGCAGAAGAAGCGAAACUCGGUUUAUGAUAUUGUCGGAGAGGGUGAAGAGGAUAACGACUAUAGUACAGACGAAGAGAAAAUGGUUGUCCGUCCGCUAGACCUGUCUGGAAAUAUCUCUCUUGAUGUAACGGACGAUUCUGAGCAGAAGGCAAAGGGAUUUGUGGUCGCUGCAGAAUCAGAUCAGGCGGAUGAAGUUGAGAAACGGAAGAUGCAGUUUCUUCAGAAUCGUCUCAAGAAGCAAGAAGAGGAGCGAGCUAAGAGGGCAUCGAGAGAGGCGGACAUGGAGAAGAAAAGAGAACAACAAAGGCGUAAGCAAGAUGAGAUGGAAGCCAAGAAGGCUGAAGAGAAAGCACGCAGGGAACAGAUCAGACUCAACUACCAGAAACGCAAACUACAGGAACAGCAAGAGAAUGAACCACCUGCCCCAGUGAGGCGGACGAAGUCAUCGUCAAAACCACGCCCUAAAUCUUGCGUUGUAGACGAUCAAACGGACUAUGCGCGGCCGGCAACAAGCCGCUACGGCCAUGACAAAGACAUCGCUGAAUACAAAAAAAAUGAGCCUGAGCCAACCACUUCACCACCCAAUCAGCAGACUGUCCCGCCCGAAACUAAAAAAGGCGCUGUUGGUACUAAAAUCCCAAAAGCGGUGAAGAAAUCCCCUCCUCAACCGUCUCCCGAAAAGGUUGCCAAGCAACCAACCCCCGAAUCCCCUAAGGUCAUUAAGGUCAAAGAGCCCAAUAGCCCGGAGCCCAAUGGUAAGAAGGAGAAACUGCCGCUUGUCAAAGGUCAUCUGGAGGAGAAGGUCACGGGGUCGUGUGCGGCCAGUGUCGUCUCGCUGGACAGUAGUGGCUCGGGAGGCGGUGGUGCAGCCGUGGACUACCAGGGUCCCAAGUUAUACGUGAAACCAACCACUAAGUCGAAUCGUCAUAUCAUCACAAACGCUAUCUCUCAUUGUGUGCUUGCUGGAGAGGUCAAUAAGGAUCAUAAAGAUAAAGUCUUAGAGGAGCUAGCCAAGGCUGAUGCUAAACAUUUCAUCAUCUUAUUCCGUGACGCCCAGCUCCAAUUCCGCUCAGUCUACAGCUACUCACCAGACACUGAGGAGCUUUGGAAACUCUUUGGUGUCGGUCCCAGACAUAUUACUCAAAAGAUGUAUGAGAAUCUAUACAAAUACAAUUCCGGAAGUAAACAGUUCAGCAAGAUUCCCUCCAAGACAAUGUCCGUAUCGGUCGAUGGUCUGACCAUCGGAUCUUCCUAUUGGCUGAGUAAAAAAGGACCGCCAAAGAAAAGAUGAGCCACUGACUUUGAUUGGUCAGACAGUUGCUGUAGUUUCAUUGUAGAUAUAUUUAAGGUAAUAGAAUAUUUAACUUGCAUCAGUCUCUCCAGGUGGAAUGGUUCAUUGUCAUAAAAAAAACUAUUAAGACAAACACCAUAAGCCAAAUUAUUCAUUAAGAAUAAAACUAGUAGGGGACCAGUCACUACCAGUGUAUUAAAUGAUGUUUUGACUGGUGACAAGUCAUUUUCUAAGCAAGAUUAUUUGUGCUAAGCAAACUUUUCUUAUGAUAAACUGCUCAUUGACCCACUGUCCAAUAUCACAAAAUUUGCUAAGCUGAUUUUUUUGUUAUCAAGUUUAGCUCGAAGCCAGUAAGAAUUAAAAGACUUUGUAAAGCAUCUUGACUUGGUAAACAGAUUCCAGUAAUUGUAUUGUGCUUGAUAACAUUUAGCCAUAAUUAUAUUGAUAUAUAUACACUGUUUGUUGAACCCUUUUUUCAUAAUUUUUUUCAAGCUUUUUUUUCCCAAAACUUUUCUUCUAUACAUUUUGAGGUAAUAUUUUUGAAAAUUUGUCGGAAAUGUGAAUAUCCAUCAGUCUUUCUGAAAGUGUUUGUGUUCAGAGGCUUCUAGAUCUUUCAGAUGCCACUUAAAAGUAUAAACUUUGCAUGGUGGCGAUACAGGGUGGGUUUGAUUUGCUUCCCUGGGUCGACCCCCGGUCUGCCCCCGGUACGUUCGAAUAGCUUUGACGUCAAUCCAAGGAAUCUCCUGGGUAAGCCCCAAGUGCCCUGCUUGUGGAACGGGUCACUUGGGGCUGGCUCGAGGUGCAUGACGUCACAUUUUCUGCUUAAACAGCUCAAUUCAUUGUGUUUAAAAGAAAAUUAUAUUGGUGGCAUUUUGUAGUCUGCAAUGAAGCAAACAUUGAAGCUGUUGUAUGCCGUAUCAAUUAUAAAACAAAAUAGUUGAAAACACACUGUAAGAACAAAUUCAUUGCAUUAAAACACAGUAAAAAGUUUCUCAAUACAAGGACAAGUUAUAUGAACAUUAUAAAUACAGAAACCAAAAUGUUCGAAGUUGUAAGCUCUAAACAAACAUUCAAAAAAUAAAGUUGAAGGCACACUUUAAAAAUAAUUUCAUUGUAUUAAACACAGUGGAAAGUUUCUCAGUAAAGGGACAAGUUGUAUGAAUAUAAAAAUUCAAAACAAAAUACUCCAGGUUGUUUCUGUGAGUUUUCUCAAAAAAAGAAAAGAAAUGCUUUGUUCAAGUGCCGUUUAGUAAAUUAACAUUAACAUAUAACUUACCAUAUAUCAUAAAACAUAAUACAUAUAUGCCAGUGCAAUGUUGUAUAGUUGUUGCAAAGUCGUAAUUGUUAUAUUAAACGGUAAACAGAUUGUUCAAAAUAAUAGCGAACUUUAAAACAUUUUAUAGUUUUCUGCUGCAGAAUUGUAAACAAGGUAUUGUACAAUCAAGUUAUUUGGUGUUUUGGAAGAAAACUUUGCCAAUUUAAAAAUAAAUUUAAUACAAAUGACAAGCAGUUUCUAAGUAUGUAAAACCAUUUGUAAUUCGGCUUAAUGUCUUCAGACGGCUAUGGCUAUGAUUGGAUUGCGGCUCAUUCAUGCAAGUGAGGUAUAAAUCCUCCUUAGCAACACCCUUAGCAACAGUCAUAGCCGUAGCCAUAAAUUUGGAUUCAGCCUGACUUAUCCUGACUUAUACUCUAUUGGUCAGGCUCCUGAUAGUUCUUGGUUAAUUGAACAGUAUAUGGCGGACGUGAUAGGAGUGUAAUGUUUGGUUUGGGUGUAUACACACAAAUUUACCCAAACCUUAUAGUGCUGUGUCUGCCAUAUCUAAAAAGGCUUAGAUUUGUAAGCAGUUAUCGGUCAGGCAUUAUGGUAGAUUCUAUAAACCAGCGUAAAAACCCUUCCCCGUUUUGGUAAUUUAUUUUGGCAUUAUUUAUGUGAAUUAUAAUCUUUAUUUGGUCUAAAGUAAUAUUUAUAACUUCAAUCAUUAAAAAGGGUAAUUUUGAAGGUCCCUCAAAGUUUGCUAUAAAACACAAGGUUUUUUAAAAUUAUGGUCAAUAAUAAUUGGAUGGUGUAUUAUAACUUCUCACAUAAAAGUCAGACCUUUAAUAGACAUUAUUGCAAAUACUCGUGGCGUGGAAUGAGUUGCAUGCUGGUCUAGCUUGAUCGCUAGCUAGACCAGCAUGCACUGCUUUUUUAAGAAAAGGUCAAUGGAUAAAAACAUAAAAGAAUAUUUUUUUUUUUACCAUAUAAUUUUACAGAGGCUGAUGAAGGUGUUGGCUUUUAGACUUAUGCAAGUCCUUUGAGAAUUUUUGUUUUUUUAGUUUGUUAUACAAUGACAACUUUUGUAUGUUGGUUUUAGAAGUUUCUGAUUUCUUUCAGCCAUUCUGUGCAUUGAAUCGGGGGCCUGCGAUUUUCAGAGAGCCAUAGAAAUAGAACCCGGAGAACGCUGAGCUCGACCGCCCAGUGGGUUGUCUAUGGACGCGGCAUAUCGCACCAGGUGACACGCGUGUAUGGCAAAAUGAUCGUGUACGGCAAUGCACAUAACCCGUUUCUACUUGUCUUUAUUGGUCAAUGUUCAUGACGCCUACUGUAUGGCAAAAUAAUAUCACUGACGGAUGUGUUUGGCAAAACAGUCAUGUAAUAUGCUAAUUGUGCCAUACACGCGCAACUACAAAUUUGGUCUCACAACGACAUCGCACGCACAAUGUCACAUUUGCUGUUCUCCGCAUUCUAUUUCUAUUCGUAGAUCAGAUAUUGAUGGCCUUGAUCUAGCAGUUGGGAUGAGAUUGCCUCUUUAAGGGUACCAAGUUCAAAGCUAGUAGAGUUUAAUGCAUUUCUUAUCACUAGCAAUGUUGAGAGGGCAUUUGCUCAAUUUGUAAAAAACUUUUUGAAAAUACUCCACAAAAUUGUGAAUUUUACUUUUAACAAAUGACACACCCAUGAUCUAUGAAAUGGUAUUGCCCAUCCAAUCAGCAUAGUUUUUGCUUUGUGCCACUGUGGAGUAUUUCAAUGUGUCUUUUUGUUAGGUUUCUUAUGUACUAAAAAUAAUGUUAGGGACAAUGUAAUCACACCAACUUCUCAAAGAAAUAGACACAAAUUGAAUUAGACAACAAUAAACGCGUUUAUUACAGUCAGUAGAAGUUGAUUGCAUCACAGAAUAUAAAGCAUAUAAGCACACAAAAAUUUGCUAAUCAAAAAUAGGUUACCAGACAGAAUAAAAUAUAGUUAAUAUUGCAACAAAUGGUACCCUGUUAGUUUCUUGCUUAGCAAAAUAACUUGCCAAGCAUAAUUUUCUGCUCAACAGCUGUAUGAAAAUGGGCCCUGGCAAAAAGUUGUUUUUUUGUGAAGCUGUCUUUUGGGAGGGGAUUCUGUUGUAUUAAAAUUACUCCAUUUAAUAUUUGAGUGUUGUUGAAUACCCUAUUAAGACCCAUGCUUAAAGAAAAUGCUUACAAGUUCAUAAGCUGGACUAUAUAUCAAGUCUGUUUUUAAAAUAUCAAAACAAAAUAUUGUGUAUUUGGUUAUUAAGUAAACAUAUAUUCCAUUUCCCAAAGAAAUUCUUUAAAAUAAUAGUAGUAACUUUGAAGGAAUUUUAAGUAUAACUUGUUAUGCUAAUUUAAAAUAUGUACAAUUGAGGAAAAGUGUUGUACCACCCAAUCAGUAAAUGGUAUCAGCUCAUAAAUAUGUAUGAGACAGCUAUUAUGAAUAUGUAUAACGUAUGUUAAUGCUAAAGUGUUUAAAAGAUGUUUGUGUGAAUAGUUCGAAGGAAACCAAAGUUUCAAUGAAAGAGGUAAAGCGUCAACAAAAAUGAAAAAUUGUUGUUGUGUUUACUUCUACUGUGGCUCUUAAAGUGUUUACUAUUUAUUUCUUUGUUUUCUUUUGGAGCUUUAAACAAAUUGCACAGAUUGCAGUUGUAUUUUUUAACUUUAUUAAAAUUGUAUUAAAAAUUGCCUAUAAAUUUAUUGCAAAUAUCAUUUCUAAAUUAUACAUUUUGUUCAGGGUUUUGAGUUCACUAAAGCAUUUGUAUAUAAAGCAAGCAAAAUGUGUAGGGUUAGAAAGAUAAAACGUACAAUAAAAAUACAUCGGCUUCAAAUUGAUUUAUGUAUAUACUUUGUUAUGGCUUGGCCAACUAAAUAAAAAAGUCUGUGAUAUUAAAGAA
Messenger RNA from Asterias rubens (European starfish), 10217 nucleotides. RefSeq names its product calmodulin-regulated spectrin-associated protein 1-like. NCBI's taxonomy places the organism in Eukaryota, Metazoa, Echinodermata, Asteroidea, Forcipulatida, Asteriidae. Gene Ontology annotation, molecular function: calmodulin binding; microtubule minus-end binding; spectrin binding. The record is from RefSeq and is a predicted model, not a curated record. The transcript is spliced from 18 exons. The coding region runs from base 202 to 6066 and encodes 1954 amino acids. Gene Ontology annotation, cellular component: microtubule minus-end. Gene Ontology annotation, biological process: cytoplasmic microtubule organization; negative regulation of microtubule depolymerization; neuron projection development.